This is a messenger RNA of Cooperia oncophora, 333 nucleotides long. Lineage: Eukaryota; Metazoa; Nematoda; Chromadorea; Rhabditida; Trichostrongylidae. The record is from the annotation of a GenBank genome assembly.
UUUUUCAGUGCCCCUCCAUCGGAUCCAUACGCAUGGGACGCUGCUGCUCAUGAAUCUCAUGCUGACGGUUCUACGAGUCAAAUAACUGAACAACCUUCACCGUCCAGGCCUCCGGCACCAUCAAGACCUGCACCUCCGAAGUAUCCUCGGACUGGAGCUGGUGAUGAGCAAGUUGCGGCAACUCACCUCCCUCCACCUCGACCUCCGCCUGCAUCUUCUCCAUCGGGUCCUCCUCCUCGACCUGGUCCACCAUCACCAAGACCUCCAUCACCACCAGCGGCUGAACCAGAACCUGAAGAAGAUGCAUGGACGCAGUUCAAAAAACUCACUGAC